GGGGUGUGUUGAGCACGUGGACCAGUGAUGCGCUUUGACCGUUCGAUGCUCAUAUGAAUGACAACUUACGUGAAACUGUCCUUACCGCUAUCUCGCUCUCCCUCAAAGGACACAUUUUAGCACAGAAAUGACCUUUAAGCAUUGAAAUACGGAUAGAAAGGCGAGUAUUGUUGCUGUUUUUGCUACUGAACUUUUAGUUUGUUUAUUAGUCGUUAUUCGGUAAUUUUUUGAGUUUAAGCUAGCCGGUUAGCCGAGUCUCAAAACAUCGCGAGAUUUCAAAUCAGGACCACUUCCUGGAGGGCUGCCUCCUUGUUGUCAAGUGUCUGCCUGCGCAUGAUGUACACCAUCACUAGAGGUCCUAGCAAACUGGUCACCCAGCGCCGCACAGGGCCCACACAGCUGCUCGACAACAAAAGCAACGACUUCAAGCACAAGCAAACGUCCUGGAGUUUGCCCGAGCUCCCUGCACCCAAGAUUGUGUUUAACCGCCCCAACGGCAAGAGGUACCAUCAGCCUCCCCCGAGUCUACCCGCAGAACCCCAGCAGGACGGGGGACUAACGGCCGCCCACGAGGACAACGUGCAGUUUGUCCAUGAAGCCUGGCAGGAAGUGGUGCAACAGGAGCAGGGGUCCAACCGGGGAACCGAGGAGACAUGUGGAGUGGUCCACUAUGAAGACAACACUCCAAACUUUAACCUGGACAACUUCGUGCCCAUAGAUCUGGAUGAGUGGUGGGCCCAACGCUUCCUCGCCAACAUAGACAAACUAUCCUGACAUUUGUAAGGGGUGUGGAUCUUGGCAAGGCAGGUCAGCAGCCCCAAAGCAGGAAGUGUCGCUGGCAGAAGAGACAGCAUGGCCAGGCACCCUGCUGUGGUUCAAACAGACUGAUGGCACUGAGAUGUUCAGCGGUGGCGCAGAAAGCACAGACUUAAACUGCAGCCAUAACAAGCCUUCAGACUGGAAGACUGGACCACGUUGCUCAGCACACUUUUCAGAUGCAGUAAAAGAUUCUACAGAAUUCUCAAGAGGCUUCUUACUUAUUU
Molecule: messenger RNA, 1043 nt
Organism: Entelurus aequoreus (snake pipefish)
Lineage: Eukaryota; Metazoa; Chordata; Actinopteri; Syngnathiformes; Syngnathidae
Product: MAPK regulated corepressor interacting protein 2-like
Exons: 5
Coding region: 334-774 (146 amino acids)
Source: RefSeq, a predicted model, not a curated record